AUGGCGCUUCUCGGUAAUAUUCCUGUGACGCUCUCCGUUGUCUCCACGGCUCGGACCUUUGCUACACAGCAUCUCUUUGCCUGUCUGAUUGCUUUUAUCUUGAUUCGAUGCCUUUACAAACGUUACUUUUUGCCCCUUCGACACUUUCCCGGGCCACCGUUGGCGUCUGUCUCACGUCUAUGGAGAGUUUGGAGCGUCUGGACUGGCAAGAACGAAGAGCACUACAUAUCAGCCCACAGGAAAUACGGCCCCGUCGUACGUACCGCCCCGAACGAGCUCUCAUUCUCGUCCGCUACGACCGCUCUUGACAUAUUCAAGACAGGCAAGGGACUUGACAAGACCGACUUCUAUGGUGUAUUUCCUCCUCUAUACGAGCGAGACAUAUUUACAGAGGCGAGGGAGUCCGUCCAUCGCGUCAAAAAGCGGUACGCAUCUCCCGGGUUCAGCCUCCAGGCCAUGCAACAGUCGACGCCUCGCAUCGAAGAAGCCGAGAGACUUUUACUGUGUAAGCUGGAUGAGUAUGCCCAUGGCAACAAGACGUGCGAUCUGGGAGACUGGUUGCACUUCUUUGCCUUUGACGUCCUCGGCGAGGCUGCCUUUUCUACAAGGUUCGGGUUCCUCGAGGCUGGGUUCGACGUAGGAGGCGCGAUGGAGUCCAUAAACCGUUCAAACCGGUACAGCGGUAUUGUUGGUCAAAUCCCAGGACUAGACCCGUUCCUCCGCCGCAACCCCCUCCGAGGCUACAUCUCUUACUUUGCCUCCAAGAUGCCCUUGAUAACCAGGAUCGCCCUCGAUCAGCUCGAGAGUCGAGUUAAGCCUGGCAAUCAAAAGUUCGCCAAGUUUACUGACCUCCUCAACUCGACUAUGCAGGCGCAGAAGCAGAAUCCCGAGGCACUCAGUCAUGGAGAUGUAUUUGGUAUUGCGCACGGGGCAAUCUUUGCCGGCAGUGAUAGCACUGCCUCGACCAUGCAGAGUUUCAUGUGGCACGUCUUGUCUCAACCUCGCGUGCACAACGCCUUAGCCAAAGAGAUCAUGUCCGCCAGCCUGAGUGAAAUGGUUCAGUAUGACGAGUCGCAGAAGCUGCAUUACUUCCAGGCGUGCCUCAAGGAGGCCAUGAGGGUGAGUCCCGCUGUAGGGCUCAAUAUUUCCCGAAGGGUGCCUCCCACAGGCGCUGAGAUCGGCGGGCUGAAGCUGUCCGGCGGAACCGAGGUGGCCGUGAACGGCUGGGUGGUGCACCGAGACAAGCAAGUCUUUGGCCAAGACGCCGACAAUUUCAGGCCAGAGCGAUGGCUAGAAGCCGACAAGGAUACUCUGAGAUUUGGCGGUGGUUCCCACGUCUGUCUUGGUCGCCACUUGGCUCUGUUGGAGAUGUCCAAGGUGCUUCCCGAGCUGUUUCGGAGAUACCACCUGCAGCUCGUCAACCCUGACCAACCGCUUCAGCGUUCCUCAACGUUCUUUGUGGUUCAGUCAGGUCUGCAUGUCCACUUGAAGCUUAGGGAAAUGCCCUGA
This is a messenger RNA of Fusarium vanettenii 77-13-4, 1509 nucleotides long. RefSeq lists its product as uncharacterized. The record is from RefSeq and is a predicted model, not a curated record. Gene Ontology annotation, molecular function: iron ion binding; monooxygenase activity; oxidoreductase activity, acting on paired donors, with incorporation or reduction of molecular oxygen. NCBI's taxonomy places the organism in Eukaryota, Fungi, Ascomycota, Sordariomycetes, Hypocreales, Nectriaceae. The transcript is spliced from 4 exons. Bases 1 to 1509 code for a protein of 502 amino acids.